AUGCUGGCAUCAAUCCCCCAGAUGGAGACGGUGCGAUCGCUCCCUCGAAAUCGGGAUAUGGUUGCGCGGCAUCCAUCGGCGGAAGACUUGGACGCUGCCCAGCAGCUGAUCUCAUCUGCUCAGGCUGGUCGAGAACACCUUGUGGACCGUUCCCGUGACGAUGAUGUGGCUCGAGGCUACGAUACCUACGAUGCCUACGAGAGAAAACAUACACCUACCUACGAUGCUGAACGGCCUACACUGCCGUCGACCGAAUCCGCUUCGAACCCACUCGCAGAAAGGACAUCACCCAAGUCUCAGAAGGACACUUCCUUUCUAGGACAUUCCUGCAGUAACUGUGGAACGAAAAGCACUCCGCUAUGGCGACGAUCACCGACCGGAGCGAUGAUUUGCAAUGCCUGUGGUCUGUAUUUGAAGGCACGGAAUGUUGCCCGGCCCACAAAGCGGAAUCGUAUACAGUCCAGCACGGAACCCGUCCAACCCCAACCGACACAGCAACAGCCACCAUCGAUAGCACCCCAGCAUGAGGCACACACCCAUAGCGAAGGAGGCUGUCAUGGCUCCAAAGGAUCUUGCCCAGGUGGGGGCAACUGUAACGGCACAGGGGGUGCUGAGGGGUGUGACGGGUGCCCAGCUUACAACAACCGCGUGUACAAGUCCUCUGCCCGAGGGACUGUGCCGGUGCACGCUUGGGGUCGACCCGCCAAUCCAGAUAGCGAAAAGCCUCUGCCACCACAGGAACCGGACGUACCCGGAAAAAGUGGUGCGUCGGCCGAGGGAAACAUGUUGGUAUCGUGUCAGAAUUGUGGAACUACUGUGACCCCGCUCUGGCGACGAGACGAGAAUGGUCAUCCGAUCUGCAAUGCGUGUGGUAUGUUCCUUUGCCUUAUCUCGGGAAUCAAAACGAGCCCUGAAGCGGCUAACAUCCUUUUAGGUCUAUAUUACAAGCUCCACGGGUGCUAUCGCCCCACCACAAUGAAGAAGACCAUAAUCAAGCGGCGAAAACGCGUUGUGCCGGCGCUGCGGGAACACUCCCCGACUGCUGCCACGCAGUCGUCGAAUGGCUCUUCUGCGUCGCCAGAGGCCUCCCCAGCGACGUUGGCUCGCGUCCACGACGAUCACUACCGCUACUACAGCUCUGAGCCGGUGGAUCACUAUGGACCGAUGUCCGGAGACAGGAUUUCACCGGCCGCGCCCAAGCAAUUUGGCUUUGCACCCCCGCCUGUCGAUUUUACCGGAUUUAGUUCCGGCCCCGUCUCCUUACCGCACCAUCCCCCGCCACCAAGAUUGUUAGAGCCGGAUCGCAUCAACGCCCCAAGCCACUCUCCGGUGUCUCAGUUUGGUCGACGGUCUCUUUCGCCAAAUCCCUCGGGUAAUCCGAAGAAACGCACCCUUGCAGAAACCGCGUCAUCAGCAGAAGCGUUGUCUAUCCCGACCACUUUGGAAAACGGGUCCAACCAACUUCCUCCGAUCAUGUCUUCCGUCAAUCCUUCCCCUCCUGCCCGCCUCAGUUCUAUCUCUUCUCUCCUCAACCCCAACAGCCAUGACGAAUCGCGCCUAGAUCCCUCACUCGCUGCCCUCAGCCGCCAGCACCAUCCAUCUCACCAAGCUUCUCCUCUUGCGCCCCCUCCCUCACAGUUGCUGCCCGGUGUGUCGGAGUUCGACAACAUCAGGGAAGAGCGUCGCUUAAAGUUGCAACGAGAAGCGGAAGAGAUGAGAGAGAUGCUGCGAGCAAAGGAGCGAGAGCUAGCGGAACUAGGACAACAAUGA
Molecule: messenger RNA, 1770 nt
Organism: Aspergillus luchuensis
Lineage: Eukaryota; Fungi; Ascomycota; Eurotiomycetes; Eurotiales; Aspergillaceae
Gene: sreA
Product: siderophore transcription factor SreA
Exons: 2
Coding region: 1-1770 (589 amino acids)
Biological process (GO): negative regulation of transcription by RNA polymerase II; positive regulation of transcription by RNA polymerase II
Molecular function (GO): RNA polymerase II cis-regulatory region sequence-specific DNA binding; DNA-binding transcription factor activity, RNA polymerase II-specific; zinc ion binding
Source: RefSeq, a predicted model, not a curated record